Molecule: messenger RNA, 945 nt
Organism: Hyaloperonospora brassicae
Lineage: Eukaryota; Oomycota; Peronosporomycetes; Peronosporales; Peronosporaceae
Source: the annotation of a GenBank genome assembly
AUGGUCGCGACUGCAGGCCACAAGACGUGUCGACCGGUGGCGGUGGACGUCGUGCUGCCCACGUCAACGCUCGCGCGCUCGCCGUCGCUUGACGGUGGCGUCUACCCCGCCAUCGAGCGCUUGCACCGCUCGUUUGGUUGCGAACUGAUCCAGGAAGCGGGCAUUCUUUUGCGUCUCCCGCAGGUGGUGAUGGCCACAGCGCAGACGCUGCUCCACCGUUUCUACUACCGCAAAUCGCUGCGCCAGUUUGACGCUUUCCGCGUCGCAGUGAGCUGUUUUUUUCUGGCUGCGAAGGUGGAAGAAGCGCCCAAGCGCAUCGACGACGUCGUCCGCGUCUUCUACGCGACGUUCCGACGGCGCAAGUGGAAGCGCGCGACUGUGCUCAUCGACGUGGGCUUUAGCAUCGACGAGGUCACGGCACACCCGCACAAGUACGUGCUGUAUUACGUGAAAGUGCUGGACGGCAGCCCGGAGCUCGCGCGACAGGCUUGGGGCUUCAUCAACGACAGCUUGCGACGCGAUCUCUGUGUGCGAUACAAAAUCCGAGUCACUCCCUGUGCAGCGAUCUUCUUAGCUAGUCGGUUCCAGAAAGUGGCGUUGCCGGAGGACCACCCGCCGUGGUACUCGUUGUUUGACGUGGAGAAGACACAGCUGUAUGCUGUGAGUGUGGCGAUCAUGGAGCUGUACAAGCAGGAGAAGAUCGAGUGGCUCGAACCGCUAACAGAGACGAAUCCGUAUGCUGUCGAUGAGUGUCCGGUGGUAAAAGAUGUGCCAGGUCAAGAGCAAGAGAAGGUUGAGCGCGGAGUUGACAAGGACAAGGAAACGUCAGCUGCGAAACAAGCAAGUGCAGCUGGUGGGACGAUGGGCGGACGAGUGCUCGGAGUUGCCGCAGUCGAAGCUGCCGACGCUCGAGCAGCAACUCCGACGGACGAGAGCCUGAGAUAG